Messenger RNA from Maylandia zebra (zebra mbuna), 4236 nucleotides. RefSeq names its product HDGF like 3 (gene hdgfl3). The record is from RefSeq and is a predicted model, not a curated record. NCBI's taxonomy places the organism in Eukaryota, Metazoa, Chordata, Actinopteri, Cichliformes, Cichlidae.
UCUGAAGGCCGGAAGUCGAGUCUUUCCCCCGCUGUGGCUCUCCGCGCUUCUUACGCUUCUUACGUAGGCCAUUCCCGCCGCGUUUACGGCCGCCUCCGAGGGUAGCGGCAGCCCCGUCAGUCAGGCCCGUUUUCCGCCUUUCUUUAAUUAUUUCUGUCGGUGUGACUGCGGCGGGUAAACACUCCGAUGGUCGUUGAGCCCGCGCGGCACUGAAGGACUGCACAGGCUCGGAGCUCCACCGCAGACAUGGCUCGCCCUCGGCCGCGGGACUACAAGGCAGGAGAUUUGGUUUUCGCGAAGAUGAAGGGAUACCCGCACUGGCCGGCCAGGAUUGAUGAGCUUCCUGAAGGAGCUGUCAAGCCACCUGCCAACAAAUACCCCAUCUUCUUCUUCGGGACCCAUGAAACUGCAUUCUUGGGUCCAAAGGAUCUUCUUCCCUACAAGGAGUACAAAGACAAAUUUGGCAAAUCCAACAAGAGGAAAGGCUUCAACGAGGGCCUGUGGGAGAUUGAGAACAACCCCGGAGUGAAGUUCACCGGCUAUCAGGCCAUCCAGCAGCAGAGCUCGUCGGAGAUGGAGGAGGGCGGGAACGCCGCCGAUGGCAGCAGCGAGGGCGAAGAGGGCGACUCCGUCGAGGAGGAAGACGACAAGGAGAAACUGAAAGGAGACAAGACCGGGUCCAAACGGAAAAAGACGGCCAGCUCCAAGAAAUCCUCAAAGCUGUCGAGGAUCUCGUCUGGAGAGGACGACCUGGGGAAAGACGAGAAGGAUGAUGACCAGAAGAGCGGCUCGGAGGGAGGGGACCCUGACAACGACCUCAUGCAGAACACCACUGACAGUAAGAACCAGCUGCUCUUAGAGGAACACUAGAGGGGAAAUUGUUGCGCGUAGCUGCGACGUUGGCACGGUGACCCCACGACAUGAUUUCUCAUCAGCACCACCUGCUGGCUGCCAUCGACACCUCCACUUCCUGUUCUUCAGUGUGUGUUUGUAUGAAAGAUGCACCCUUACUGAUGCUGGUAUCAGCCUCCACGUUGGUACCAGGCUUGAGACUGGGCAUUACGUCACACGGGUUAUUUCUCAGCACUCUCACUUAAUCCCAGGAGAAGCCUCGAAAAUCAACGGCUGAAGGUUGUAAUUAGUUUCAUGCGAUGAUUUGAAGGAUAUUUUAAGUGGCAUUAAGUACAUGUAAACCUUUAGGAGCUUUGAUACCAUAAUGUGUGUUUUUAAUGGAGCUUUAUUCUUGAUUUGAUUUGUUUCUACUUGGCCUGAGGCGACAGUGACGUGUUUUAAUUUACUGUGUUUAAGCUUCAGUAGCUGAUUUAGGAGCGUAAAGUUUUAGCUUUAGUCCGAACCGUGAACCUCGUCACAGACGGACACGCAGAUCUGAGCAACAGCUGCGUUAGCCAAUCGGUGUUUGUGAUGUCAUCACAGAGCGCUCUCCUGCCAACAUCGACAACAUUUAAAAACCACCGAAUAUAAAUAAAUAUUUUUUUGUGGUUCAGCGUGUUAAUAAUAAAAACUUGGAUUAGUUAUAAAGUGACUGUAAAAUAUGAACAAAUUAUUCUUUCGACUAUGCAAAAAUUAAAAAGUCAAACUAAGCACGUGUUUAAAGAUAUUUAUCAAUCAAACCUAUAAAGUUAAAGAUUUCCUCUAUAAAUGUGUCUGUUUGAGGGGAAACUGGCAGAUAAAAGAAGGCUGCUUUAGACAAACAAGAAUAAAUAUGCCAUAUUAAUUUCUUCACAACAGAAGACGUAGGUAUCAGGUAACACCAGCAAGAAAAAUAUUACUUUUAAACUGUGACAGGAAGUGUGAGCGUGUUUGCACAUGUGUGGAAUAAAUCGGGUCUCCAGUACAGAUCAGGCAGCGACCGCGUGCACAGUAAGGCACCUGUCGUUGCUCAGGUGAGCUGGCCAGGUGCUGUGAAUGCUUAUUGGUUGUGUUAGCAUUUUUUCGAUGUUGCUGUCCGACUCGUCGAACUUCUCACGUUGAUCUCUGCACGUCUUUUGAUGACAUCAGCAGCAGGGCUCUCUAAAUCCUAAAUGCUGAUUGGCUGAAGCCGAUGUUGUUCCAGAGGUGUGAUCCAGAUGUUGACCACAGUUAAAAUGUUCUGUGUUGGUGUUAUUGUGGAGGUAGCUAACAGCCCAGCAGAAUGAACCUGCUGAAAAUUCACAAAAGCACAGAAAAACUCAAAAGUUUCGGCCGGCUCGCUUCGAUCUGACUGCACCUUCCGAACAAUCAGCAAACAGAGUCAGCUGUUCGUACUGACCCGACCGUCCGAGCUCGCUUUAUUCAAAAGGAAACCCCGGUGCAGUCUGACGACAGAGCUGAGCCGUCUGGAUUUAUUUAUUGCUCUGCUGUAGCUAACCAGCUGCGCUCUGUAACCGCAGCGUGGUUUUUGUGGAAUUGAAUCCAUUUUAAAGGAUGAAUGUAAACAAUGGUUAAUGAAAGCUAGGCUGACUAAAGCAAACCCAGUAUAAGCAUUUCUGUCGCGCUGUGCCGGUAACGGUAAAUGUCUCGGCACAUUCAGCGUUAGUUCAAGUGUUUUUUUAUAUCAACAAAAAGCUGUAGGCUUCACUGAAACGUCUGUGACUGAAAUCAGUGAGAGCUCAGAGGUAACACAACAACAUGACCCGUCUGUGUGUUUCUGUGGGUGUCAUUCAGGCUCCAGAGUGAACAAACAUGAUGUGAAACGCCCAGAUUUAUCUCCUCACACGCUGACGCAGUGCUUGUGUUUUAUGUUUGUACGCUCAGGCCUGUAAGUUAUUGGAUCAUUUUGCCUCUGCACAUCGCAGACUGAGCAGUUUGGAAUAAGCUCCUCCCUUUUUAACAACAGCUUUUGUCUGAUUGGCUGCAGACUGUAUGAGUGAGGGACUCGGACUCAUGAGACCACAAUCUCCAAAUUAAACGAUAAGACCCGAGACGCCGACUGACACCAUAAGUGUUACUGACCUCCCCUUUUCUCAUAGACGUCUAUCAGAUUGGAGAGAUGUCGCCCCCUGGUGAUUGUUGGAGAGAAUGCAAGUUUAAUUCACCCUUGAGUUAAAGCUGCUGUCCACUGUGGUGUGUGUGAAACUGCAGAGCUUGUGUCCACAAACUUACGGUCCUGACCUGCCUCCUGACUAACUGCUGAAAAAUGACUUUUUACAUGUACUACUUCCUGUAGUUUGUCGCACACAGUAGAAACACAGUAGAAACACAGUAGAAACACAGUAUUGGUGCAUCUGUGCUUGCUCUGCGACUUGGAUGUGAUCACAAGGUUCUGAGAACUCGUCCAGAAACGUCACCUGAUAUAAAUUCGGCCCGCUGAUAUCCAGCAUACCUGCUCAGUUUAAAUCAGGUGAACUUUUUUGUCGUACCGACCUGUUUCUGGUCCACGCGUCUCCUGCGAUGCACGAGGCUCUGUUUAACGUGCUGCAGACCUUUGACCUUUGACACGCUGUCCCAGACACCAAAUACCUGAACGCUCGGCGCUUGUUCACAGCGAGUAGUCCAAACCGCAGAGGAGCAGAUUAACGACUGGCCUCGUGCUGUGGGCGUUUGGUCCAUUGUCAGCGUCUUCUUCCAGCCACCUGAUGGCGUUUGCUUCCGCCCGGCAGGGACACGACCUUUUACAGAGACCUGGACAUUCUAGCUCAUGAGGUAUCCAACCAAUCUUACCUCCAUCUCUGAAACUGCAUCCUGCCACUUAAAGAACAUCUCCAGACUCGAGCCAGUGCUCUCAGACUUUCAGCCUCUGCAGCUGAAACCUCUAUUCAUGCCUUUUAUCGCCUCCCACCUGGACUACUGUAACGAUGCCCCGUUCGGUCGGCCAAUCACAGCCCUAGAUGAGUUCUGCAGUACGUUCAAAACUUCUCAGCCCCACCCAUAUGAGCCUCCACUGGCUCACAGUCAGUUCUGCAUCUCCUUUAAACCCCUCUCCUCGCCGACACCCCAGCCUGGACACCGCGGUGUGUCUGCGAGAACAGCCACGCUGAUCCCUCGACUGAGUUGGACCUUCUUCACCGUCUUCCUCGGAGUUUGGACCUGGAAACGUUGAUGACUAAGCAGACAGGUGGACCCGCUCUCAGAACCUUUGAGUCACACCUUGUGCGACAGGUCAGGUGUGUUCCUCCAGGUGUACGUCAUACUCACACAGUGUAGAUAACCAUCAGACAGUAUUUAUACUGACUGCACAGACCUACCUGUACACAUCACUCAUGAUCACCUGUCACUGUGUACAAAUGCAUUUGAUAA